This is a messenger RNA of Penicillium brevicompactum, 318 nucleotides long. RefSeq names its product DUF4396 domain-containing protein. The transcript has 2 exons. The record is from RefSeq and is a predicted model, not a curated record. NCBI's taxonomy places the organism in Eukaryota, Fungi, Ascomycota, Eurotiomycetes, Eurotiales, Aspergillaceae. The coding region runs from base 1 to 318 and encodes 105 amino acids.
AUGGGCAGCAUAAUGGCCAUGUCCAUGGCAUCUGGAAUUACGACGUCUAUCAUUCUCGAGUCAGUUUUACUCCGUCGUGGAGUCGAUCAGCUCCCAUGGCCGAGGGCUGUGCGUACUGCUAUGGGCAUGAGUAUGGUUUCGAUGCUGGCCAUGGAGCUCGCAGAGAAUGUGGUCGACUAUCACCUCACUGGCGGUAUGGUCACAUUCGACGACCCGAAAUUCUGGAUGGCAGCAGUCGUUUCUAUGGGAGCUGGGUAUCUGGCACCAUUGCCGUACAACUAUCUGCGUCUGCGGAAAUAUGGAAAAGCAUGCCACUAA